CCAUGCGCGCGCUCCGUCCUCACAGAUUAGGGACUUCCAUCCAUCCCUCUAACCGUCCUUCCCACCCUCAGCCCCAAACCAGAACCCGAAGUGUUUGAUGCACAAUCUAAGGAGAUGCUGGAGUCCGGUGGCGGCGGCGCGCGCGCGCUGAAGGAGGGCGCGCUGGAGAAGCGCAGCGAGGGUCUGCUGCAGCUGUGGAAGAAGAAGCGCUGCGUGCUGACCGAGGAGGGACUGCUGCUUCACCCACCCAAACACCACAGCCACGACACCGGCUGCAAGGCGAAGGAGCUGCACUUCGCCAACAUGAAGACGGUGGAUUGCGUGGAGCGCAAGGGCAAGUACGUGUACUUCACGGUGGUGAUGUCCGAGGGCCGAGAGAUCGACUUCAGGUGCCCGCAGGACGAGGGCUGGAACGCGGAGAUCACGCUCCAGAUGGUCCAGUACAAGAACCGCCAGGCGAUCCUGGCCGUCAAGUCCAGCCGACAGAAGCAGCAGCAGCUGCUCAUGGUCUCCGCGCAGAAGAUGCUUCGAAACUCGCAGUGAGAGCCGUGGAGAUCCAGGGACGUGUUCCCUCGCGAGCGUCGCUUUUUAUUAGUGUCACCUUGUGCACUUGGACGCGCGCGCGGACGCUCUUCAUGCACUGAAAGACAUCACGUCUGAAUAAGCACCGGGAAUAUCUCCUCGGAGACUGUACGGGGGGCCGGGGCAAGUUGUCACAGCGAGGUUCAGAGCCAAAAGUCAAUUUGCAUGAACGCUCGUAUAUUGUCCAGCUGGG
This is a messenger RNA of Carassius carassius (crucian carp), 775 nucleotides long. RefSeq names its product pleckstrin homology-like domain family A member 1. The record is from RefSeq and is a predicted model, not a curated record. Gene Ontology annotation, biological process: positive regulation of apoptotic process. Bases 115 to 543 code for a protein of 142 amino acids. NCBI's taxonomy places the organism in Eukaryota, Metazoa, Chordata, Actinopteri, Cypriniformes, Cyprinidae. Gene Ontology annotation, molecular function: phosphatidylinositol phosphate binding. The transcript has a single exon.